Molecule: messenger RNA, 1122 nt
Organism: Lycium barbarum (goji berry)
Lineage: Eukaryota; Viridiplantae; Streptophyta; Magnoliopsida; Solanales; Solanaceae
Exons: 4
Coding region: 1-1122 (373 amino acids)
Molecular function (GO): protein binding
Source: RefSeq, a predicted model, not a curated record
AUGACAUGUAGCUCUGAAAGACGUGAAGAUGGACAGGACAAAGUUGAUGGACUUACAGAUCUUCCUAUUAAUGUCAUAUACCAGAUUCAGGAGCACAUGGAUAUUGAGGAUAUUGCAAGAAUUUGUGUCUUGUCUAGUCAAUGGAGACAUCACGAUGGACCCAUUAAGACAUUUCUCCUUGAUAUUCCAGUAAUAGAUUCGUCUGAGCACUCAAUUAUUGAUCAAUGGAUUCUAUAUUUGUCAAAUGGUCUCAUGGAUUUCACCCUUUUGAAUCUAGAAAAUGUCUAUGCUCCAUAUAAGUUGCAUUCCGUCGUGUUCAGUAUGAAACUAGUAUAUUUGAAACUGUCAAACUGCAUUUUGAGGCCGCCUUGCAGUUUUGGAGGUUUCAGCAGGCUCAGAAGUCUUCAACUAAAUCGAGUCAUCUUUGAAUUAGACGUUGCAACUUAUUUCCUCCGGUUUCCAAACCUUAAGUUGCUGGAGUUUCAAGAGUGUAGUGGUCUUCAUCAUUUGAGUAUACAUGCUCCAGAACUUUCAACCUUAAAAUUCGAAGACUGUGGCAUUGACAUAAUUAAACUGGAUACUGUCAUGGACUGUCGUAAGUUGAAGGUUUUUGGAGUUUUUUUACAAGAAGUAGUUUCACAAAACAGACAACAUGAAGCUAUGAAAUGGAUAAAACUUCUGAGCAGCUGGCCUGAACUUAGAGCACUUGUUUUGGACAGAUACUUCAUCAAGUUUUUGGCUUCUGCUAAUGUAGCAGGGAGGUUGUCAGUGAGGCUCAAUCAGGGCGUUCUCGGUCUUUAUGAUCUCGAUUUUAAUAAUAAAGAUCACAUAUUUUCCUUUCUAUGCAUCCUUAGAAGCUCUCCUAGUUUGAUGUCACUUAGAAUUUUGUUGAGAGCUUCCAGGGAAAUAGAUGUAAAUCAUUUUGAAGGACAACGUUGCAGCAGGAUCGAUGAACUGAAUAACCUUCGAGCUCUGGAAAUAUCUAACUUCCAUGGUUCAAGAGCGGAAUUGACGUUUGUAAACUUAGUGUUGGCGUCUGCUCUGUCCCUCCAGAAGAUCGUAGUUGAAGUAGACAAAGAAGUUAGUGAAAGCCAGGCCAUUAAGAUUACUGAGGAGUUAUAA